AUUUUAUCCAUUCCCGCCAUAGGCAGCUGAGACUGUAACGAACACUUUGAGAAAGCAGUUCCAAUUUUCCAAUGGCACUGAGCUUCUUCUCUCCGGCAGUUUCAAUCCAUCGCAUUAUUAGCUGUCAAGCUACGAGCAAUCAGCUGUGCGCAGAAUGUGUCUCUGCCCCAUCAUCAUCAGCUCUCUCUAUAAACCCUAAUAAUCCUAUCCCUCCUCCUCCACCUUCCUUAUCCUGCGCCCUCAAUUGCACUCAUUUCCAGUCGUGUUCUGGUUGCACUCAAGACUUUGAUCUUCACCAUCCAGUAGUAAUUGAUGAAGCUAUAGGUUACUUCAAGAAGCUUGGCGUGAAAGAUUUUUCAUUUGAUAGUUGUAGAUUAUGGGGAUGGAGAUGUCGUGCAAAGCUCGCUGUUCGAGGUUCAUCAAGCAAGCCUCUGAUUGGGCUUUAUGAGGAGGGCACUCAUAACGUAGUUGAUAUCCCUGACUGUAAAGCUCAUCAUCCGAACAUCAAUGCUGCUGUGGAGCUCCUGAAGCGAGGGAUAAUUGAGUUGAAUGUUGAACCAUAUGAUGAAGAUCAAGGCACUGGUGACCUGAGGUAUGUUCAGAUGGCCGUCACUAUGCAUGAUACGUCCCUUCCUAUCCCGGAGAGAUAUAAGAAUGGUAAAGUGCAGGUCUCUUUGGUUUGGAAUUCAAGAAGCGAGAAUUCAGCAAACUCUGGAAAAUUAAAUGCUUUAGCCCAUUUCCUCUGGGCAAAUGGUGGGCCAAAGAGAAAAGUUCAUUUAAUUCAUUCAGUUUGGGCGAACUUCCAGACAUCAUCAAAUAAUAUUAUCUUUGGAAACAGAUGGAGGCAUUUGUCAGGGGAAAGAGAUUUCUGGGAGCACAUUGGAGGGAUUGAUGUCUCUUUAGCUCCAUCAAGCUUUGGGCAAGCAAAUACACGGGCUUUUGACUCUUUGCUGCGGAAGUUACAGAAAUAUGUCCCUCUCGGUGCAUCAGUUGUUGAUCUCUAUGCAGGAGCUGGUGUAAUUGGGUUAUCUUUGGCUUUUUCAAGGAAAUGCCGGUCAGUUAAAUGUGUUGAGGUUAAUAAAGAGUCCAAGCAAUCUUUUGAGAAGACAGUUGAGCGCUUGCCUACCAAUGUCGAAAGCAAUAUCAGCUGGCACCAUGCAGACGCUUCAAUAGUCAGUCUCAACAAGUCAAUUACAUAUAAGUCAUCACAAACAUGCACAACUUUGGUUUUAGUCACAUAAACUUGUCUGCAUUUUUACUUCAAUAUAUGGUUUUCAAAUCUAUUCAUGUGGUCAUACUGACUCUGAGAAACACAUUUUUGUUUUAUCAUGUACACCUACACAUAGAUCUUUUUCUUUUAAGUAUAAUAUAAUUGCUUCAAGAAUAGAUAAAAUGUAGCAUUACAAAGAUACAAGGGGCAUACAGUAGGAGGAACAUGACAAUCUACUCAAAAUAUCCCUAAGCUAAGACUAAGUUCCCAAUGGUAUUUCAAUCAUGGCACAUGCCAUACAGGCAUACACCUAGAAUCCCUAAGCAGAGUAGUGAAUAUUGUCCUAUACAAACACUUCAAAGGGAUUUGCUUAUUUUGAAAGGCUCUGUUUUUAUUUUCUGAACAAAAUGCAGACUAGUAGCUAAUCCCAUUUCACUACACACUUUUGUCAAUUGAACAACUGACUAUCUUGGAUCAGCUAUGGCAACUCAGUAAGCCAUCUGCACCAAUCCACGUUCUCAUCAAGCAGUUUUGGACUGCCCUCUAAACGAGCGGCUGUUCAGUAGUAGUAUCACAGAGUAGGAGAUUUAAUUAAAUGGAGAUUCCUUAUUUCAGAAGUCUUAGUAGCAAUCUGAUCCUACAUAAAUUCAUAGAAUGGAGCUAAUAGUAAGACAUGUUGUUUACACUGACAAAGGUGUUCCAAACAAACCUGGUCACUGUCAUCCUCAAAUCUUCAUUAAGUCUUUGGGUUGAGAAGCUGGAUGUAGUUCAGAAAAUGACCUCUUCGGUCCUGUAUUAUAGGAAGAACUGCCUCAAUGAGUCAUCUAAAUUCAAUUUCUUCCACUUGGCCAAUUCCGCUUCCCACUUUGAUGAGUUUAGUCACAGUGGAGUAACAUGUAAGCCCUAAUUGCCCUAAAAUAUUAACAGAACAAAACAUACUUAUAGAUAUUCCAUCUCAUUUAGAUACUGUGUAAUGAAGUGUGGGCAUUGCAAUAACCCACACCCAAGUAAUAAUUAUGUGACUUUGGCAGUAUAUGUGCAUGUAUGUUUGUUUCUUUGUUCCCUCUGUUUGAAGUUUAAAAAAAGCAGCAAUAUAUGGAGAGGUAUUGAUUUACUCUGUAAAGCUAGGGAAUCGGGAAGGAGGUCCGUUCUUCAUGAAUGUCUGCAAUUAAUUAAACAGUAUAAGGUGAAGAAAGAG
Molecule: messenger RNA, 2408 nt
Organism: Nicotiana tabacum (common tobacco)
Lineage: Eukaryota; Viridiplantae; Streptophyta; Magnoliopsida; Solanales; Solanaceae
Source: RefSeq, a predicted model, not a curated record